GAGCCGAACAGCCGAGCCGAGCCACCGAUGGCCGUCUGGUCGUGCGGCGGUUAUUGUUUGUGUCAGUUCGACGCGCCACAUCGAACGAGCAACAACCGCUCAGAUACAAAGAUACGUUCGUUCGCAGCAGCAGCAGCCAACGACAGCGACAGCGACAGCGACAGCGCUAGAAUCCGAGAGCAACGUUGCGUAUGCGUGACGCGUGAAUCGCGUAGAGUUAUUUCCCAUUUUCGCCCCCCCCCGCCCGCAAAACACACACACAAACCCUCGAACGCGUAGUGCAGUGCGCUGACCAUCCAUCCAUCCAUCCAUCUAUCCAGCGAUGACAGUGCCCGGGCAGCUUUAGAUCAGCGAUCGGCCAGAGAGAGCGAGCGAGCGAGCGAGAGCGAAGCAGCAGCAGAGCCAGCGGCAAGGCGGUCUGCAUUCAUUCCGCCGACGGCAAAACGAUAAAGUGAUCUAAAGAACGCGGUUCAUUCAGCGGUUGAACGGUUUAACGGUUUAACGGUGUAACGGUGCAACGAUCGCGAUAACGGUGUAACGGUGUAACGGUGUAACGGUGGACAUGGAGCGGGUCGUCCUGCGCGCAUGACAAACGAACAGCCGCCGAGAUCCCCCCCGUCCUGGGCGAGAUCAAAAUAUUAGAGUCCCCCCACCCCCCUUCCAUGCCCUUCAAACCCCACCAAAACAAAACAAAAACAGUGCAAUGAUCAAAAGUUAACAAAAUCAAGAAACAAAGGAUACAAAGAGAAAGAGAAAGUAGAGAGGGAGAGCGAGAGAGAGAGGGAGCGAAAGUGCUUAGCAGUUAACGGUCAACAAAAGUUCUCUUGAUGAAAAAUCACCUGUCCAACGUGCUGUGUGCAAUGCGUAGUGACUUCAAGGAUAAUCACCAGGAGACCAUCAAUAAAAUGAUACAAUUUGGCACAGUGAAAUAUGGCAUUGUCAAACAGCUGAAGGAUCGCGCUCGAAGCGCCGACAAAGACACUGGCAGCGAUCAGGAGGAGAAUGGAGCCUGCUCGCCGCUGACCACGGCCACUGCCACGACCACGGCCAGUCCCAGCCGCAGUCCCGAGCCCGAGGAGGAUCAGGAGCAGCAGCUGAAACACACGGAGACCAUCGAGGACAACAACAACAAGGUGCUGGUCAUGACAAAGCCGGACUCCGAGCCGGAGGCCCACUCGAGGCCCCAGUCACCGCUGGCCCUGACCAACACAGAAGAGGCGGCCACGGCGGCCAGUCCGGCGGCAGUGGCGCCCGAGAAGGACAUCGAAGUGGAUGUGGAGAUGCCAGAGACAAGGACGGCGGCAGGAGAGGAUGUGGGGGCCACACCCGUGACCCUGGAGGCCAUACAGAACAUGCAGAUGGCCAUUGCCCAGUUUGCGGCCAAGACGAUCGCCAACGGAUCGACGGGGGCGGACAACGAGGCGGCCAUGAAGCAGCUGGCCUUCCUGCAGCAGACGCUCUUCAAUCUGCAGCAGCAGCAGCUCUUCCAGAUCCAGCUGAUCCAGCAGCUGCAGUCGCAGCUGGCCCUCAACCAGGCCAAGCAGACGGACACGGACGAGGCCCAGGAGGAGGAUGGGGAUGCGGAUGGGGAUGGGGAUGGGGAGCCAGAGGAGCGCGACGAUGGCGAGACAGACACGUACGAGGAGGAGGAGCGCAUUGCCGACAUGGAGCUGCGCCAGAAGGCGGAGGCCCGCAUGGCCGAGGCCAAGGCCCGCCAGCAUCUGAUCAAUGCGGGAGUGCCCCUCAGGGAGUCCUCGGGCUCGCCCGCCGAGUCCCUGAAGCGCCGCCGAGAACAGGAGCAGGAGCAGGAGGAGGCUGCCGCCGCUGCCGCGGCCAUGAGGCGCCCGCCCACCAGCCGCCGCCUCAGCUCGGAGGCGGCGGGCCGGCACAAGGAGAACGCCCAGGAGGCGCUGGCCAAGCUCAAGGACAUGGAGAACAUGCCGCUGCCGUUCGGCUCCGACCUGGCCUCGAGCAUCAUCACGAACCACGACGACCUGCCGGAGCCCAACUCGCUGGACCUGCUGCAGAAGCGCGCCCAGGAGGUGCUCGACUCCGCCUCGCAGGGCAUCCUGGCCAACAACAUGGCCGACGACUUCGCCUUCGACAAGGCCGGCGAGGGCAAGGGCCGCAACGAGCCGUUCUUCAAGCACCGCUGCCGGUACUGCGGCAAGGUCUUCGGCUCCGACUCCGCCCUGCAGAUCCACAUCCGCUCGCACACCGGCGAGCGCCCCUUCAAGUGCAACGUCUGCGGCAGCCGCUUCACCACGAAGGGCAACCUCAAGGUCCACUUCCAGCGGCACGCCCAGAAGUUCCCGCACGUGCCCAUGAACGCCACGCCCAUUCCGGAGCACAUGGACAAGUUCCAUCCGCCGCUGCUCGACCAGAUGUCGCCCACGGACAGCUCGCCCACCCACUCGCCGGCGCCGCCCUCGGCCACGUCCGGGAGCUCCGCUGCCGCCCCGCCGACCCUGCCCCUGCCGUUCGCCUCGAGCCCCGCCUUCCCGGGCCUGCAGGGCCUCUACCGGCCGCCCAUGGAGAUCCUCAAGUCGCUGGGCGCCGCCGCAGGCGGUCCGCAUCCGUUCUUCCCCCAAAUGCCGGGCCUAGGCGCCGCCCUGAAGCACUCCCACGCCCACUCGCACGCCCACGACAUGCCCACGGAUCUGCGCAAGUCCUCGGGUCCGAGCUCGCCCCGCCCCCAGGGGGAGGAGGAGGAGGAGGAGGAGGACGAGGAGAUGCUGUCCGGCCAGAUGCCCGUCAAGACGGAGCUCAUGGAGGAGGACAAGGAGGAGGAGGAGGCGAACGAGGAGCAGGACACCUCGGCCCACGAUCGCUCGGAGACGGAGACGGAGCCCGAGCCGGAGCCCCUGCCCCUGGAGGUGCGGAUCAAGGAGGAGCGCCUCGAGGAGGAGUCCUCGGAGCAGCACCAGUCCCAGGACCACGAGGAGGAGCACCUCGAGGUGCGUCGCACGCCCUCGCCGCGCGUCCGAUCCCCGCCAGUGAAUCACCAUCGCAGCCACCACCACGCCCACCACGGCCACCACGCCCACCACGCCCAUCACGGCUACCCGCCGGUGGUGCAGCCCAUCCAGCCGCCGGCCCUGAUGCACCCACAGCCCUCGCCCGGCUCCCAGUCGCACCUGGACCACCUGCCGACGCCCGGCCAGCUGCCGCCGAGCAUGCCCCACCGGGAGGACUUCUUCGCGGAGCGUUUCCCCCUCAACUUCACGACCGGAAAGACGCUCUCGCCGGAGCACAACUCCCCCAUCCGGUCGCCGGCCGCCGGCGGACCCCAUCCGCACGGGCAUCCGCACCACGGCCACAUGGCGCGCUCGCCGUUCUUCAAUCCGAUCAAGCACGAGAUGGCGGCGCUGCUGCCGCGGCCCCACAGCAACGACAACUCGUGGGAGAACUUCAUCGAGGUGUCGAACACCUCGGAGACGAUGAAGCUCAAGGAGCUGAUGAAGAACAAGAAGAUCAGCGACCCCAACCAGUGCGUGGUCUGCGACCGGGUGCUCUCCUGCAAGAGCGCCCUCCAGAUGCACUACCGGACGCACACGGGCGAGCGGCCGUUCAAGUGCCGCAUCUGCGGACGGGCCUUCACCACGAAGGGCAACCUGAAGACGCACAUGGCCGUGCACAAGAUCCGGCCGCCGAUGCGCAACUUCCACCAGUGCCCCGUCUGCCACAAGAAGUACUCGAACGCCCUCGUCCUGCAGCAGCACAUCCGCCUGCACACGGGCGAGCCCACGGACCUCACGCCCGAGCAGAUCCAGGCGGCCGAGAUCCGCGAUCCGCCGCCCUCCAUGAUGCCCGGCCACUUCAUGAAUCCCUUCGCGGCGGCCGCCUUCCACUUUGGCGCCCUGCCGGGCGGACCGGGCGGCCCCCCGGGCGCCGCAGGAGCCCUCCACGGGGCGCACAACGGAGCCCUCGGCUCGGAGUCCUCGCAGGGCGACAUGGAGGACAACAUGGACUGCGCGGACGACUACGACGACGACGUGUCCUCGGAGCAUCUGUCCAACAGCCACCUCGACCAGGAGGGGGCUGGAUCCGGGGAGCGUCCGCGGUCGGGCGACGACUUCAAGUCGCUGCUCUUCGAGCAGAAGCUCCGCAUCGACGCCACGGGCGUGGUCAACACCCAUCCGCCCGCCCGGCCCCGCUCCUCCGCCUCCAGCAACGCCAACUCUGUGGGAUCCGCCUCGGCGCCCACCAGCCCCACCUCCCAGUCGCACCUGGCCGCCAAGCCGAGCUCCUCGUCCACGCGGGCCAGCAGCCCGGCCCGCUCGGAGGCGUCGCAGGGCGCGCUGGACCUCACGCCCCGCGCGGCCCCCCAGCACCCGCCGGCGGCCUCCGCCUCCGCCUCGGCCUCCUCGUCCAGCUCCCGCUCGCCGCUGCUGCCCAAGGAGAAGGCGAUCAGCCCGCCCGGCCUGCCGCAGUCGGCCCGGAGCCCACCCAACGGACCUCCUCCGCCACCGCCCUCGAUGCUCUCCUGCUCGCCCCUGCCCCCGUCGGUGGCCAUCGACUGCCUGCCCCCGGGGCUGCAGCACCACCUGCAGCAGCAGCACCAGCACCUCAUGCAGCAGCAGGCGGCCGUGGCGGCGGCGGCGGCGGCCCAGCACCACCACCACCAGAUGCAGCAGCACGCGGCCGCCCUGCACCAGCACCAGGAGCAGCUGCGUCGCGAGGCCCAGGAGGCGCAGCAGAAGGCGGCGGCGGCGGCGGCGGCAGCGGCUGCCGCAGCAGCCCAGCGCCAGACCUCGCCCCAGCCCCCGUCCCGCGGCGGCGGCGGCAGCGAUGUGGCAGGAGCCGGAGUCGGGCCGGCGGGUCCGCCCAAUCCCAAUCCCCUGAUGGGCGCCCGUCCGCCCUUCGGCAUGUUCCCCAAUCUGCCGCUCUUCCCGCCCUCCACCACCCAGAACAUGUGCAACGCGAUGAACCAGAUCGCCCAGUCGGUGAUGCCGGCGGCGCCGUUCAAUCCGCUGGCCCUCAGCGGCGUGCGGGGCAGCACCACCUGCGGCAUCUGCUACAAGACAUUCCCCUGCCACUCGGCCCUCGAGAUCCACUACAGGAGCCACACCAAGGAGCGGCCCUUCAAGUGCAACAUCUGUGAUCGCGGCUUCACCACCAAGGGCAAUCUGAAGCAGCACAUGCUGACACACAAGAUCCGGGACAUGGAGCAGGAGACCUUCAGAAAUCGUGCAGUAAAGUAUAUGAGUGAAUGGAACUCUGAUCGCGAAUAAAUAGACAGUACGAUCACGAUCGAGAUCUAGAUCGACGUCUAGAUACUUUCCUCCCCGAAGAAGGCUGUUCCAGAACCCGAACCAGAACCAGCUCCAGAUUCAGAUUCAGAUUCAGUCAAGAUGCAAUCGAUUCUCGCAAACCAAAUGAUCUCAAAAACAAAAAGAGAGAGAGAGAGAGAGAGAGAGUGGGAGAGAGAGAGGGGCCGAGAUGCUGGUGUAUACAAAUCUUUUAUAUUUAUAAAUUGUUGCCCACAAAAAAUAUUAUUUGGGAAUGCGAAUGCGAAUUCAUAAACAAUGUUUUUAUGAUCCGGGGGCGCGCUAGAAACCAAUACAAAUGAAAGCCGGCGAUCAUGAAACGUAUCCAAAGAUGCAUCGAAAGCGAUUUGUGUUCCAGAGCUAAAGACCUGGCGCCAUGGAGCCCAAAAACUGCUUGGUUUUGAGAGACUGAUAGCGUUUCAUGUUCCAACAGCCGCACAGAUACUCCUCUCUGAAGUAUCUGAAGCGAAGGCGUAGUAAAAAUCAAAAUUCGAAUUUAAAGCAAAAAAAACUUAAGGUAUAUGCAAAUAGAAAUAUAAUAGGUACCUACCUACAUAUAUAUAUAUAUAUAUAUGAUAUAUUGUAGUAUGAUAACCGAAUCCCCCCUCACAGAUACACAGCUACAGAUACAGAUACACGGUUAAUCUAUUUGGAAUGUGCAAUAAAAUAUGACACGCUAUAAAUUUAGAUGCUUUUGUUUCCUACUACUCGUAAAUUAGUUUUUAUUUUCCACUCCUUGUACAUACCCUAUAAAUAAUAAUCAUAUUUCAAGAUCCCAAAAAAUACAAAACAAACAAAAAAAAAAAAAUUAAAAAUUAUAUAUGAGAAAUUGUGAUAUUAAAUGUAAAAAACAAAAAAAAACAAAAUAAAAUACAAAUUAUUGAUUGCUUUCCAUAUCACAGAACCACAAAAGAUACAAUAUACUGUAUCUAAGAUUCAAGGUUAAUUUAGUCGUUAGACGAGACACAAAACCACCCCUCCCCCCACCCUAGAUAUAAGUACACACCCCUAACUUAUACACAGAUACAAAUGUAUCUCACAAUCUGUUCGUAAGCAUAGUCUCAUAAUUUAUUAAAACACCACAAAAA
This is a messenger RNA of Drosophila pseudoobscura, 6358 nucleotides long. RefSeq names its product spalt major (gene salm). The record is from RefSeq and is a predicted model, not a curated record. Lineage: Eukaryota; Metazoa; Arthropoda; Insecta; Diptera; Drosophilidae. Bases 828 to 5234 code for a protein of 1468 amino acids. The transcript has 4 exons. Gene Ontology annotation, biological process: regulation of transcription by RNA polymerase II. Gene Ontology annotation, cellular component: nucleus. Gene Ontology annotation, molecular function: RNA polymerase II cis-regulatory region sequence-specific DNA binding; DNA-binding transcription factor activity, RNA polymerase II-specific.